UCAACUAAUGACAAAUACCUUAACUGAAACUGAAAACUGUUAAACAAAUACUUUCUAAUAAUAUUAACAUGAUUUUUUCGUGUUUGGUUAACAAUAUUAUUGUAAAAAUCCUAAUAUAAAUUAAAGCUAACAUUGAAAGCAAGAGCAGAUCACAAUGGAAUUGGUGGGAGAGGCGGCCCUGCAGCAGCUGUGUGGCAGUCAUGGGGGUCGUAUGUCGCGGGGGCGGUGUGAGGGCGGGGUGGGCGGCGGGCAGCUGUCGUCCCCCUUCUCAGGGGAGCCCCAGAACGUGGGCGCCGCCAUAUACGUCACGAGCGUGCUGCUGUUCUACGUGUGCCUCCUGUUCCUCCUGUUGAGAGGGUCCAAGCCUUCCCCCCACACAUGCCCUCACGUGUCCCACACGUCAUCCCCCGAAGAUCCCCCCAACCCCAGCAACACGUCCGACCUACACGUCACUCUGGCGACACACCAGCACCUUGCGUGUGCCGUCGAGGUGUAAACACACCAGCAACACGUCCGACCUACACGUCACUCUGGUGACACACCAGCACCUUGCGUGUGCCGUCGAGGUGUAAACAUUCCAGCAACACGUCCGACCUACACGUCACUCUGGCGACACACCAGCAGCUAGCGUGUGCCGUCGAGGUGUAAACACUCCAGCAACACGUCCGACCUACACGUCACUCUGGCGACACACCAGCAGCUAGCGUGUGCCGUCGAGGUGUAAAUACGCCAGCAACACGUCCGACCUACACGUCACUCUGGCGACACACCAGCACCUUGCGUGUGCCGUCGAGGUGUAAACACUCCAGCAACACGUCCGACAUAUUCCUUCAACAAUUCCUAUGCGUUUAGCGUGUAUUGACUGGUAUACAGUGCGGUGUUAUACAUAUUAAUUGCAUAGUGAAAUUGGUGACUAAAGAUAUAGAUUGAUAAUACAAGAUUAUCGCUUGGUGAGAAUGGUGGCUCAAAAAUUCGUUCUACUUAUAUAAAAAUUACCGCAUUUAUACUUUGGUAAUUUUCUCUACAGUUCCCGCCCUCACCCAAACCAGAAAGGGCGGGAGGUAUAAAAGAGGUUGAGAUUGAAUUAAUAAAGGUGGAGGUCGAUUAUAACAAAAUAAAUAUUCGAUGCAUGAAUGACAUGCGUAUUUCAUUCCAUGUUUGUUUCCACAACAUAUCUUGAAUGAACUCGAACAAAUCUUAACGUAUAACUCACAACAGAUCGCGCGUCAAGUCAUGGUACAGGAAAAAGUCCUUGAGCGCAGGCAGUCGAAAAGUUCCGAGGCUGCGGACGGCGCCCGAAAUCUUCUGGUCUCGAGAAUCGGUUGUGUCAAACAAGUCCAGUUGUUCCCAUAUCUGUAUAAUGUUUUUGUUAUUUAUAGCUGUUUUAAGUAACCGGAAAUUCAGUGAGUAUGAGUGUGAAUUAUACGCAAGAAUACCCAUAUUGGUGGGACUUUCUGUAGCUACGAUUUAGUUUUAUUUUAAGGCUACGUACUUUUUUAGUCAGCUCCUCUGCCGGAGUUGAAUCAUCCGAUGUACUGUACUUAUUUUCCCAGAAUAAAUUUCACAUUAAAUACAGUGAUGAUAUACAUAAUUGCAUUUGUCAUUAAUAUCUGUCGUAACUGUGUAUAUUUUCUUAUGUAUUAGCUACAAUUAAAUUAGUUAAAUCUAGUAUAUGUUGAAUUGAAUAUGUACCCAUUGUAGUGGGAGCACGCAAUGGGGUCUCAGAAGCACCGUAUCUAUACCACCUUAUCCAUUUACGCUAUAAUUGAAGUGCAAAGAAGUAUAGCACUGGACUGUAGGAUGCAUUAAUGCGAAUAUAUGUUAGGUGGUUAAUGUCAAUAUUUACUAACCAAGUUUUCUCAAUGGAAUACAUUCUAAUUUUAUAGUGAAAUAUAGUUUGUAACUCGUCCUUACCAUUUGUCACCAGAGAGUAUCUUUCGUCAUCGGGAAUUCAUGUACGAAUAGCAGUGAAAACGAAUUAAGAAUGCACCUGUGCAUUGAUGGUCAGUACAACAUUCCCGAAAAAAAAACCCCUACGACGUUGAAUCCUUUGACGAAACGUCUGCCAAAAAGACCUGCUUUCGUCGGCAGGACCCCAAACUCAAGUCGCUUCGAAGCGACAAAUUUGAACAGUUUUCAAGUUAUCCUGAUAUCGUGGAAGUUCAGCGCCUUAUGAGAACUUUCUUCAGAACUCGUGCUUGAUUAAAUUUCAGCUCGUCCUCUUAUUGGUCAGAACCAGGAUUUCUUCAGCCAAUCAUAGAUCAGGAAGAAAUAAUACGGUAAUACUUCACAAAUAAUACGGAAAUACAGAGCGCAGGCAGCAAGCAUUACGACAAUAGGUAGCAAUAAUACGAAGAAAACGGCUUAUAUACUUUCUUAAGACUUCGAAUUAUCACUCACUACAGAGAUUAAGAUUGAGUGUCCCGAUGAUGUGGUAAUACAGGGAGGUUAACGGAAACUUCCUGAUUUGAAUGCUCAAUAAAAUA
Molecule: messenger RNA, 2486 nt
Organism: Hyalella azteca
Lineage: Eukaryota; Metazoa; Arthropoda; Malacostraca; Amphipoda; Hyalellidae
Exons: 3
Coding region: 155-496 (113 amino acids)
Source: RefSeq, a predicted model, not a curated record